Molecule: messenger RNA, 2182 nt
Organism: Silurus meridionalis
Lineage: Eukaryota; Metazoa; Chordata; Actinopteri; Siluriformes; Siluridae
Gene: slc16a5a
Product: solute carrier family 16 member 5a
Exons: 5
Coding region: 399-1886 (495 amino acids)
Biological process (GO): transmembrane transport; monocarboxylic acid transport
Molecular function (GO): monocarboxylic acid transmembrane transporter activity
Source: RefSeq, a predicted model, not a curated record
CUUCAGCUCUCAUUACAACUGCCUGCUUUAUUUAAAGGGGCAGUGCUUGUGUACUAUCGCACGUUGUAGAUAAUCUGCCGCUUUAAAGCCAUGAUCACCGGUCUGCUUUGGGCAGGAAGGCAGUGUGAUCACAUCUGAUCGGAUAUUACUGGUUCCCUUACUGACGGCGGUGCCUCUUUUAAAGCCGGGCUGAAACCCAUGCCAUCAUCAGGACAGCAUGCCAAGACACGCAGCCGUUUUCAGUCCCUGAGGAGACCCUUGGGAAUUUUGUGAGGAUCACCGGUGAAAUGCCGCAUGUGAAAAUGUGUAACUUUACAUCUAAACCACCACUCAGACAUUCCCCAAGUUUUCACAUAUACUGAACAGGAGCAAUACGUGAUUCCACUCAUCUCACAGAAAUGGGCACUCGGUUACAUCAUCGUUCAGAAGAGCAAUGUGAUCCAGAGAAUGAGAAAGCAGAUAUGGGAGGCACAGUGACCCCGUUGACUCAGGCACAUCCAGCGCAGCCUGAUGCUCCUGAUGGAGGAUGGGGCUGGGUGGUGCUGGUGGCCACCAUCUUAGUCCUAGCCCUCACUUUGGCCUUUCCAUCCUGCAUGGGCAUCUUCUACACUGACCUUCAGAUUGAAUUCAGUGCCAGCAACAGUGAGACCUCCUGGGUGCCUUCCAUAAUGACAGCAGUCCUACAUGCUGGAGGGCCCUUGUGCAGCGUGCUAGUAGAACAUUUUGGUUGCAGGGCAACCGUGAUGAUGGGGGGAGUCUUGAGUGGGUCAGGGAUGGUAGCCAGCUCCUUUACACAUUCCAUCCUUGAGCUUUACUUUACUGCAGGGGUAAUAACAGGUCUUGGUUUUUGCUUCAGCUUCCAACCAGCAGUCACCAUCCUUGGUCACUAUUUUGUGCGCCGCCGUGCCUUCGCUAAUGCCAUGUCGUCCACGGGCACCGCUCUGGGCCUGUGUGUGCUGCCCUUCCUGGGCCACUAUCUACAUACUAAACUGGGUUGGAGGGGGAGUUUCCUUGUGCUGGGUGCUGUGUUGCUCAACUGCUGUGUGUGUGGGGCUGUCAUGAGGCCCCUGGAGAAACGCAAAAAAGCCAAAGAAAAGAACAAUGGCCCCAAACCACUGGCUGAGCAGGGGUUUAAAAAACAGAUGUGGGCGAUGUGGAGAAGUUUGGUGUCCUCCUUCCAUCGCCACAUGGCCUUUGACCUGUUUUGCAGUAACCAGCGCUUUUGCGUGUACACACUUGGCAUCACAUGGAUGAUGCUCGGUUUUGUAGUGCCACUGGUUUUUCUUGUUCCUUACGCUACAGAUAAUGGCAUGGAGCAGAGUCAGGCUGCCCUGCUGCUCUCUAUCUUGGGAUUUAUCAACAUCUUUGUUCGGCCACCCGCUGGCCUGCUCUUCGGCCUCGCUUGGUUCAAAGGCCGCCAUGUUUACGUAUUUUCAAUUGCAUUGCUACUGAAUGGACUGAGUAAUAGCAUCUGCUGUAUCGCGCCUACAUUUUCAGUACUCGUGGUAUAUGUACUGAUGUACGGUCUGUCUAUGAGCGUGGUGGGAUCACUGAUGUUCACUGUGCUGAUGGACAUAGUGGAGAUGAGCCGCUUCCCCUCAGCACUUGGGCUGCUGGCUAUCAUGGAGAGCAUCACGCUGCUGAUUGGUCCACCUCUAGCAGGCAGCCUUGUGGACAGCACUGGUCUGUACACAUACGUGUUCCUCGCCUGCAGUAUCACAGUGGUCUUAUCAGCGUUGUUCCUCAUGGUGUCCUUCUACAUUCUGGACCGGCGUGACGCAGCACGGAAGGAUGCAUCGGCUACUGAGGUGUCAGCAGUUACACCUGAAGCUUUUACCGUGUGUAAAAAACCUGCCACAGAAACUGAGUGCAUCACAACUGUCUGAACUGAUUCUGUAAAUAACGGGCAUCUGUGUUUAAAGAAUGAGACAUAUGCACAUUACAGUAAUCCCCCGCUUUACCGCUGUUCCAAUCUCACGCUCCCGGGGAAUUGCGGAAUUGCAUUUGCCACAACACAAAUUUGUUUGGCUGAUUUUCGGGAAUACCAAAAAUACCAGGAAAUUGUUUUUAUGGAGUUUUAUGUUGAAAUAAUGAAAUGUAUUAAUACAAAUAUAAUUAUUAAUUAUAAAAUGAAGUCAAAUGUUAAUACAGUACACUACCGUAUACAUAAAAUAGCAUUUUU